AUGUCUCUCUCGGCAAUAUGUCUCAUCCUUAUUCUCACCCUCACAUCAGUCACAGCAACAUGUUACUGGCCCAACGGUGACACAGACAACAACUACAUCCCCUGCCCCAACAGCAAAUCCUGCUGUCUCAAGGGCGAAGCCUGCCUCUCCAACGGCCUCUGCUACGGCGCAACCCUCAACAUCGCCUAUCGCGGUGCCUGCGCCGAUAAAUCCUGGCCGGCCCAGGACUGUCCGCACGUUUGUCUCGAUUGUACCGUACCAGUUCUACCUUGCCGUAUGGCCUUGACUAAUUUGAAUAAAGCGAUCCCCGACCACUGGGCGAACCUCUACUCGUGCCCCAAUUCCUCGACAAAUGUGUUCACGUGCGGGUAUGCGGGGUGGGCGACGGACGUCUGCAGUGCGAAUCUGGGGCAGUGGCUGUGGGUGAGUGGGGACGUGGAGGUUGCGAAGAAUGGAAAUCCGAGCCCAUCUGCCUCUGCUUCGACGGUGCAGGACAUUAUCACAACCACGUCGUCGGUUUCUGGUUCGUCUACGGGGACGCCGAGGGGGACGAUUAAGGGCGAUAUCGUCACGACUACUGGGUCUGCGACUGCCACGGCCACGGGGACAGGGACAGAGACGAGUACUCCGAAAUCCACGGAUACCUCUAUCUCUGCGAUGACGCUCGGGGCGGGAUUAGGGGUUGGACUAGGCGUCCCAUUGCUUGUCGUAUCGGGGUUACUAAUCUUUUUUAUCCGGAUGAGAAGGCGAACGCCGGCAGCGCCAGCACCACGGGGCAAUGAAAAGCCCUACCCCGGAGCUGCGUACUAUACAGGCCCGGCGGAGAUUGCUACGCAGAGACACAACAUGGCGACGGAGCUGGAGGGGUCGAGGCAUCUACCGGACCGACCGGAGUUAUAUGGGUAG
This is a messenger RNA of Aspergillus lentulus, 906 nucleotides long. RefSeq lists its product as uncharacterized. NCBI's taxonomy places the organism in Eukaryota, Fungi, Ascomycota, Eurotiomycetes, Eurotiales, Aspergillaceae. The record is from RefSeq and is a predicted model, not a curated record.